Molecule: messenger RNA, 6635 nt
Organism: Apaloderma vittatum (bar-tailed trogon)
Lineage: Eukaryota; Metazoa; Chordata; Aves; Trogoniformes; Trogonidae
Gene: SVIL
Product: supervillin
Exons: 37
Biological process (GO): actin polymerization or depolymerization; actin filament severing; barbed-end actin filament capping
Cellular component (GO): cytoplasm; actin cytoskeleton
Molecular function (GO): phosphatidylinositol-4,5-bisphosphate binding; actin filament binding
Source: RefSeq, a predicted model, not a curated record
UGACAAAGAAAACUCAGUCAGAUUUAAAUGUUCACGAUUGCUCCAAAGGAAAAGGGCGUUAAGUUUUCAGAAGGAGUUCUCAUUUGAAGAUAAAGAAGAACUUGCAAACAGCACAAAGGAUAUUGAUGCUAAUCUCUUAGCAGUACUUCCAAAAGUUUCAGAAUUAAGAAAACUGUUUGAACCAAACAACCAAGAUUUUUUGGAAAUGAAAAGGAAAGAGAGAAUAGCUAGACGUUUAGAGGGAAUUGAAAAUGACACACAACCUAUGCUUCUACAAAACUGUCCAGGAUCAGUCACACACCGUUUACUAGAGGAAGAUACACCAAGAUAUAUGCGUGCAACUGAUCCAUACAGUCCCCACUUAGGAAGAUCAAAUGAAGAGGAGGAAACCUCAGAUUCUGUAGAAAAACAACCCAGAUCAUCCAGAUACCGAGCAGAAAUCACAGGAGGUAACACAGAGCCCUUGUAUAGUACAGGAAACAUGGAUGUCCAGGAACUGGAGUCAAAAGCAGAAAGAAUAGCUAGGUACAAGGCAGAGAGGCGACGCCAGCUAGCAGAAAAGUAUGGAUUAUCUCUUGAUUCUGAUUUGGAUUCUGACUACUCAUCCAGAUAUACACGGGCAAGGAAAGAUCCUGACAGCGUGGAAAGAAAGACAGUGAAAAGUGAAAGGCAAGAUGAUGAAAACAAGGACUGUGGCUGCCUGUAUUUGUCCAGAACUGAGACAAGGGAGUCAAAGAGUGGGAUUUCUGAAUCCAAAGAGUACUCCAGCCAUGAAAAAGAUGGUGUUCCAGAUAAAGAAGACCUCUCAAAUGAAAAGAGUGUUAGGAAAGCAGAUGAUGACAGUGCCAUUAGACAGGCUUCUGACCCUUCAGCAACCUUGGAUAGUUCUGUCUCCCUUUCACUUUCUGCACAAGAAUCUUCCUCCUAUAAUGAAGUGCCAACACCACCAAAGCAAACUCCCAGAGAGUCCCUUUCUUCACCAAAGCGGGCAGCCUCACCAAUCCAUUUGCAGAAUGACCAGCCCUUGCACAGUAACAUCCGACAAAGUAGUGCAGGGAAAGCAAAACCUGAAUGGUUUCUUCAGAAAGAUUCAGAAGGGGACACACCUUCACUUAUCAGCUGGCCCUCCAGAGUAAAGGUUAGAGAGAAACUGGUGAAAGAGGAAAGUGCUCGUGGAAGCCCUGAACUUCUCACAGACACAGUAUCUCAGAGAAAAUCCCAUCCAGUGCCAGCCCACUACAUGCCUCUUCAGACAGAAACGUCUGCCUUUGAUAGGGUUGUAAAUCAGCCCGUCAGUACAGUCCGCCAACCAAUACAUGGCUAUAUUCAGCCUGCUGGCAUUGCUCACACAGCUCAGCUGAUGGCAACAGAAGAACCAGCAAAUGCUUCUGUUGGUAGCCUCCUCCUAGGAGACAAUGUUAGCCUCUUAGCAAAAUCGUCAGCAGCUGCUGCGUCAGAGAGUGAAAAGAAAGAGGCACUUGGUUACGGAGCAAAGCCCGAUGAAGAAGAUUCCUUGGAGGGUGAACAGACUUCCAAAAGCAGAAGACCAAUUUUGCCAUCUGAGAUUCGCAAGCAAGGGAAGACCCACGAAGGCUUCUUUGGAGGAGGAGAACUGGAUACCCCUGCAGGGAGUUCCUCUUUCACAAGCAAGCUGAAAGUUAACUCGGAGGUUCAGCGAGAGCUGGAGUGCAAUAAGAAGCAAGCUUCUGAGCAGCAGUUUAAGACCCCUGAGAACGUAGAAAGGAGUGAAGCUGUUAUGUACAUACAGAGUGGGUCUGUAUCGCAGCCUGCCAAGGCAAAAGCUCCUGUUUGGAAAGUGUCGACAGCAAAGCAUAAAGUCCUGACUCGCUCAAUGUCUGACUAUACUGUGGCUCCUAAGCUAGAAGCUUUUAAAAGUAAGGAGAGCGUGGAAGCAAAUGCACCAAACGGUGAGAUUGGCAUGGUUGACACAAAAGUCUCUGUUGCCCAGCUCCGUAAUGUCUUUCUGGAGACUGCUAAUGCCAACAAGAAAACGGAACUUCAAUCUCGGUUUGAGAUGUCAACGACAGGUAGCGCUUUGUCUGCUAAUGCUAACGGUGAAAGAGGGCCACGAAGGCCGAGGCGCUAUUUUUCUCCUGGUGAAAAUAGAAAGACUUCUGAGAGAUUUAAAACUCAACCUAUAACAUCAGCAGAACGAAAGGAGACAGAUAGGUCAAUUUUGAAUGCAGAAAUACCAACUGCUGAAGAUGAAGAAAAAAUGGAUGACCGAGCCAAACUAAGUGUAGCUGCAAAGAGGCUGCUUUUUAGAGAAAUGGAAAAAUCGUUUGAAUUGAAAAAUAUUCCUAAACCACCUACAAGAAGUUCCGCGGUAGAGAGGAGACUGCGUCGUUUGCAGGAUAGAUCUCACACGCAACCGAUUACCAGUGAGGAAGUGGUCAUUGCAGCUACUGAAUCUACCCCUGCUUCACGUUCUGUGAAUACCCACACAGUAGUGACAAGAGUACCUAGUCCCACUGUAGUUAAGAGCACUGUACAACCUAUCAGCUUGCAGGCAUCAGCACACCAAAAAAUUUUAGCUAAAGAGGAGAUAAGAGCAGCCAAAGAGGCGAUGGGGCAAGAUCAGUCUGAGGAACCAGAUUCUUCUACCUUAAGUUUGGCAGAAAAGAUGGCUUUGUUUAACAAACUGUCUCAGCCAGUAUCCAGGGCCAUCUCCACAAGGAGUCGAGGGGACAUUAGGCACAGAAGAAUGAACGCUCGUUACCAGACUCAGCCAGUUACUCUUGGAGAAGUGGAGCAGAUGCAAUGGAAAAAGAGUAAACUGGUACAAAAUGAAAGUGGAAAAAUUACUCCCCUGUCAACUGCAGUUGCAACCUCGGUUUCAACGAUGGCAUCUGUCCUUUCUCCGUUGUUUGCUGGAGACCUACACACAAAGCCAGCUGGUGAUGGGAGCGUGAGUGCUGCUGCUGCUAGAGCUGAUCUGAGAUUCCACCCUUCUGCAGAGAACUCAGACUCUUCAGGAAAACGCACACAGAAGUCAGAACAGUGGCAACCCUCAAUGGAAGUGCUAGAAAGCAAAAGAGCAUCAAAGAAGUGCGAAGAGGACAAAAGAAGGCUUCCAGCACAUGAAGCUAAUGAAAUUACAAAGUACAGCUCCUUUGAGGAGGAAACCACACAUCCUGUUCCUGAAAAAACAGGAGACUACCAUAAAGAGAAAACAUACAGCUUCCUGAGGAAGGGCAGCACGGAACUGUUUAGUUCACAGGCACUUUUUCCGUCUCUUGAACAGAAGGAAAUUGAUACUGGCAUGCAAGGUAAAUGGGAACUCAAAGAAGGCCAGUCCUUUGAAGAAAAGAUGAAUUUGGGAAGUGUUAUGAGAAGCAAGGCUUUGCAAAGAGACCAUGCUGAGCCUACUCCUGAACUCACCAGCACAUCAGCAAUGAGGACAGUUUCACAAGCUGCAGCUGUGGCAUCCUGUAGACUGCAGGAGCUCUCCGAGCAACUGGAAGGCAAAUUUUACAAGAAUUCCUGUGAGAUGUUUUCCAUUGGAGAGAACAAAGCACAAACAACUGAGGAUGUCCUUGAUAAUUCCAGCAAAACUAUGUCAAUUAAGGAAAGGUUGGCAUUGCUGAAGAAGAGUGGUGAAGAAGAUUGGAAGAGCAGGCUUGGCAAAAAGCAGGAGUAUGCAAAAGUGUCUGUCACUGAUCGUAGCGCACAGAUGCAAGAGGUUGAGCAGCUGUUGAAGAAGGAACCUGUAUAUGCUUCUACUUACUCUCCUGUUAUACCUGCUCUCCAUAAAUUUCAUCCUUUUCUACCUAUUAAUCAGGUCGGUAGUACUAGUUUGAAAGAGUCAAGUUCACUGAUUUCUGAUGAACGUCAUCCUUGGAGAUGGAAGCAGAGAAUGGUAGAUAACCAGGAGAGCCAGAUGACUAUUGAAGAAAGGAAACACCUGAUUACAGCCCGAGAAGAAGCCUGGAAAUCCAAGGGUAAAGGAGCAGCCAACGACUCCACGCAGUUCACCGUAGCGGGCCGAAUGGUGAAAAAAGGCCUGGCUUCUCCAAGUGCGCUAACACCUCUGGCAUCCCCUUUCAGUAACCGGCAGAAGUCUACAACUCCAGUUACAAAGCCCUUGGAAGAAAUUGAAGCCAGACCUGAUAUGCAAUUGGAGUCUGAUAUGAAGCUUGACAAGUUGGAGUCAUUCUUGGGAAGACUGAAUAACAAAGUUGCUGGAAUGCAAGAGACAGUGCUGACAGUUACAGGAAAGUCUGUGAAAGAGGUGAUGAAGCUGGAUGAUGAUGAAACGUUUUCCAAAUUUUAUCGCCAUGUGGACUUCCCUUCCUCCUCAGUGCCUUUGGACCUGGAUGAGGACUUUGAUGCCAUCUUUGAUCCAUAUGCACCAAAGUUGAUAUCUUCUGUAGCAGAGCACAAGCGUGCAGUCAGGCCUACGCGCAGAGUCCAGUCCUCAAGAAACCCCCUGAAAAUGCUGGCAGCAAGAGAAGAUAUCCUUCAUGAGUAUACUGAACAGAGACUGAACGUUGCCUUCAUGGAGUCAAAGCGAAUGAAAGUUGAAAAAAUGUCCACAAACUCAAAUUUCUCAGAAGUAGCACUUGCUGGCCUGGCAAGCAAAGAGAACUUCAGCAACGUUAGCCUGCGGAGUGUUAAUCUUACAGAGCAAAACUCUAACAACAGUGCUGUGCCAUACAAAAAGCUAAUGCUGCUGCAGAUUAAAGGAAGAAGACAUGUUCAAACAAGAUUAGUUGAACCAAGGGCCUCGUCACUGAACAGUGGAGACUGUUUCCUGUUGUUAACUCCACAUUUAUGUUUCUUAUGGGUAGGAGAGUUUGCAAAUGUCAUAGAAAAAGCAAAGGCUUCAGAACUUGCAACUUUAAUUCAGACAAAGAGGGAACUUGGCUGUAGAGCUUCUUAUAUACAGACUAUAGAAGAAGGAAUAAAUACCCAUACCCAUGCAGCCAAAGACUUCUGGAAACUCCUUGGUGGACAGACAAAUUACCAGUCUGCUGGAAGUCCUGAAGAAGAUGAAAUGUAUGAAGCUGCAAUUAUAGAAACAAAUUGCAUUUACCGCCUUGUAGAGGAUAAACUCAUUCCUGAGGAUGACUACUGGGGAAAGGUGCCAAAAUGUACCCUGCUACAACCAAAAGAGGUGCUGGUGUUUGAUUUUGGCAGUGAAGUAUAUGUAUGGCAUGGAAAAGAAGUUACUUUAGCACAAAGAAAAGUGGCGUUUCAGCUGGCAAAACACUUGUGGAAUGGCACCUUUGAUUACUCCAAUUGUGACAUAAAUCCUCUGGACCCAGGGGAAUGCAAUCCCCUCAUACCCAGAAAGGGACAAGGACGCCCAGACUGGGCUGUGUUUGGCAGACUCACAGAACAUAACGAGACAAUACUGUUCAAAGAAAAAUUUCUUGACUGGACAGAGCUGAAGAAACUCAAUGAGAAGAAUUCUAGUGAAUCCCUUCACCAGAAGGAAGAAUCCAGAUCUGAUUCUAAACCAUAUGACGUAAUGCUAAUGGUGGCUGUGCCCCAAACAACUGUAGGCACAGUCUUGGAUGGAAUGAAUAUUGGCCGGGGCUAUGGACUUGUAGAAGGAGAAGAUGGGAGGCAGUUUGAAAUUAUCACUGCGUCCGUGGAUGUCUGGCACAUCCUGGAAUUCGAUUAUAGUCGACUGCCUAAGCAAAGCAUAGGGCAGUUCCACGAGGGAGACACGUAUGUGGUGAAGUGGAAGUACAUGGUGAGCACUACAGUUGGAAGCAGGCAAAAAGGAGAGCAACAAGUAAGAGCUGUUGGAAAAGAGAAAUGCGUGUAUUUCUUUUGGCAAGGAAGGCACUCCACAGUGAGCGAGAAAGGAACAUCGGCACUGAUGACAGUGGAACUUGAUGAAGAGAGAGGAGCACAGGUACAAGUGCUCCAAGGAAAAGAACCGCCGUGCUUCCUGCAGUGCUUCCAAGGAGGGAUGAUUGUGCAUGCUGGAAGAAGGGAAGAGGAAGAAGAAAAUGCACAAAGUGACUGGAGGCUAUAUUGCGUGCGAGGAGAAGUUCCCAAUGAAGGAAACUUACUUGAAGUAGCAUGUCACUGCAGCAGCCUGCGUUCCCGGACAUCCAUGAUUGUCCUCAAUAUAAAUAAAGCUCUUAUCUACCUGUGGCAUGGCUGCAAAGCACAAUCUCACACCAAGGAUGUAGGAAGAACAGCAGCCAAUAAAAUAAAAGAACAAUGUCCGUUGGAGGCAGGGCUGCACAGCAGCAGCAAGGUGACGAUACAUGAAUGUGAUGAAGGAUCAGAGCCCUUGGGAUUCUGGGACGCCUUAGGAAGGAGGGAUCGAAAAGCCUAUGACUGCAUGUUGCAAGAUCCUGGAAAGUUUAAUUUCACCCCCCGCCUGUUCAGUCUCAGUAGUUCAUCAGGAGAAUUCUCAGCCACCGAGUACGUUUACCCUUCAAGAGACCCUGCUGUCAUCAAUUCUAUGCCAUUCUUGCAAGAGGAUCUUUACACUGCCCCACAGCCAGCACUGUUCCUUGUCGACAAUCACCAUGAAGUGUACCUGUGGCAAGGCUGGUGGCCUGUGGAAAACAAAAUUGCUGGAUCAGCUCGGAUCAGAUGGGCUACAGACAGGAAAUGCGCCAUGGAGACUGUUCUCCAGUACUGCAAAG